This is a messenger RNA of Aspergillus nidulans FGSC A4, 1477 nucleotides long. RefSeq lists its product as uncharacterized. The coding region runs from base 5 to 1477 and encodes 490 amino acids. The record is from RefSeq and is a predicted model, not a curated record. NCBI's taxonomy places the organism in Eukaryota, Fungi, Ascomycota, Eurotiomycetes, Eurotiales, Aspergillaceae. The transcript has 2 exons.
AAAGAUGUCUGAAGACAGGCAGGGCAUACGAGGCUUGCUUUCGAAAGCUCUCCGGCCCAAGAAAUCUCGCCAAGUUCUGCGCAAGCAGGUUAGCGCCUCGACAAACGCCUCAACAACCCUCUCCACCACCACAACUCUGACCGAAAACGACCACGUACCCCCUUUGCCGGUGCUCGCGCCUCUUGCAGCUCAUAAUGAAAAGUACCGCCACGUUCAUGCUCAGCAGGAUACCCAGUUAGGUGAAACGCUCGAUCAUACUUCGGUCAUUCAUGCCAUUGGCAUACAAAACUUCGACACCGACAGCGAUGCCGAUGGUCUCUAUGGCCGCGAUAACCGGCCACCGGGCGAACCGCUCAUCGCCAGUCUGCCAGACGACCUCUGGAUGUUGAUUGCCGAGCACCUCUCUCCGGCAGAUGGCGCCCGACUCGCCAUCUCUAGCAGGACCCUCUACGCCCGCCUCUACCCGUACCCUUGGGCCUCGCUCAACCAGCCUGAACAAACCGACAAUCGCGCCGACUUUCUCGUCUCACAGGAUAAAUACUACCCGCACCAUCUCCUUUGCUUCCCCUGCGGUCGCUUCCACCUCCGAACUCAAGAAGGCCACGAAUCCCUGCAGCCCGCCAAAGUCCUCAACCCGCUCUUCGACUGCCCCAAUGCCCGCAAUAACCUUCGUCCUCAGCCGCGCCACCGUAUCACGCACGGUCGCACAAUCCCUUUUACGUUUGUCCAGCUUGCCCUUCGCCCAUGGCGGUUCAAAUCGCCCAUCUACGGCCUCGCAGACCCCACUACAGCCCUCAGUCGCCGGUGGCGCCGCGACAACUGGUCCCAUCAAUCCCGCUUCUUGAUACACAAUGGCCGACUCCUCAUGCGGGUGACGUCCUCUACAUUUGCCGACCCAGGCCUCCCGCCGUCCUCGCAGCGGCUUCUUUUAUACUCGCGCGAGGAUUACUGGCCCUAUUUCUCCGCCUGCGCGCACUGGCGCGACGGCGAUCUGAUGUCCGCCGCCAAAUGCGCGCUCACGCACAUCCCUGUCUCCCGACGUACAGAGGGCCUGCAGGGCCUCGAGCAUCGGGUCAAAGACAUGGCCCACCGUCGGGUGCAUGAUCCCAAUGCCUUGACGACUCUGUGCAGCCACUGCCGCCCCAUGCGCCGCUGUCCCGACUGCCCUUCAGAAUACCUGAUUGAGGUUAAGCUCACGGAGCAGCGUGAGGCAGGCGCGCAGUCGCGCUUCCGACACGCAAUUGUCGUGACGCGCUGGUGUGAUCUGGGGGACGGUUCAAGUCCGCGGCUGUCCAGGGAGUGGGCGGCUUGUAAUGGCGAGCUGGAGGGGUAUGAUUCUUUCCAGGUGUUAGGGAAACGGGCUAUAUCGGGGAUCUUUGAAUCGGCGUUCACGGAUGAGACGAUUCCAGGACAGAGAAUUAUUUCAAUGAAUCCGACAGGCAAGAGACUUGGCGAGGAGGGAAAUGGUUGGUAUUGA